AUGAACGGUCGUAGACACUCUGUACAUCUCACUGAUGUACGUUACCAUCGGAAUCCACAAAAACAUGGAGCUCCUCUCUAUCAAAACAUUGAAGACUUCCAAAACAUCUACGAAAUUUCAAACGACUUCUACAUUCCCAAUGGCAGGAAGCAACAUGCUUCUCAAAGAAUGUACCUUCCAAAAACGGACUCAAGCUUGAAAAGAAGGAUUGCUCGAACGCAGAGCGAAAGAAGAGCUCCAGGACCACCAGAACAAUCUCAGUAUGAGAAUAUUCAUACUCCUCACGGUAAAAUCUAUGAAAACACGCAAAAUAGCCGUAGUUGGACUAUGUCGCUGGAACGGCGGAAGGACACGAGAAGUUGCGGAAAUUGGGACGGCAAUGGCGGCCACUUUAGAAGACCUCUGCACAACGAGCACGUCAGUUGCGUUGAUUUGCGCCGGAAUCACGAUAGUCCUUCUCAGCCGAAGAUGUCUAGCUCCUGCAAUGCGUUGAAUGAAGGUUUUUCCGUGUUUCUCAAUUCAAAAUGAGUCUACAAUUAAAAGAAUAAAAUUUGAGGCUUGAGGUCAACGAAUAAUCCCCAAAAACUGCUAAAAGAUCUGAUUGAAUAGCUUUUGCUUCUCAGAUCUGGAGUACGGCCCUGGCAUUGUCGAACGCUUGCGUGCGAAGUUCUCUCGUCUUUCAGGAAACUUGAAUAACAAACAAGUGAGCUUCUGUAAAAAUAACCUGUCAAAGCUAAAAAUUACAGAACGAGAAAAAUGAGCCAGACUCUCAGAAGAGCAAACGUUAUUUGUCUUGCGAUGACCUUCUAUCUGAGAAUGAUCCUCCCUCGUGAGUUAUCAGAAAAGUUUGAAAACCCUACUUUAAAUUACAGCACUCGUUUGCCCAAUGGCGUCUUCUCACCGAAAAGCGACUUGUCUCGCCAGCAGUCGUAUUCGAUUAGCGAUAUGCUAGCUAGUAAGUUCUAUCCGAGAAACAAGAUGGCUCAACUACUUUUUAGGUCCUCCGGUAGAAAGUGAACGUGUUUUCACUGUUCACAGAUCCAUCAACAUUGACGAAGAUUCGGAAAACGGGGUUUGGAAUGGGGAAAAGAUUGCGUAGAAUAAUCAUUUCCAGAUCACAUCUAUUAGCGCUUUAAAGAAGAAAUUUGAAACAAUCGGUCCAGUUGUAGCUCCUGAUCGCGUUUACAGAGUGAGUCAAAAAAUUAGAACAUCGAAGCUUGAAAAUUUCUCCAAAUUUCAUUUGAAAAAACGAGCAAAAACAUCCAUCCAAAUUUUCAGGAUUCUCCAAAAGGCAUGCCGAUCCGACCAGUACAGCCCGAAUAUGCGGAAUACGUACCACCUCAGCCAUUUCUCAUACAGACAUCGACACCACGUCAGCUGGAGCCAGUCGUCAACUUUAUCCCCGAGCCUAUUCCAACCUUAUUGCGUUCAACGCCGCCAACUCACACCGCGGAGGCGAAAAAUCUACGGGUUAAUGAAGCCAAGCUUAAAAAUCCUCCAGCCAGUGUGCUAAAUGUGAGUUUAAAAAGGCUGCAGGCGUUUUGAUGAGUAACUCAUCAAAAGAAUGUGGUUGCCUAAGCUUUGCUCUCUUUUAACUAACUUACUCCGAUAGAAGGAAAUGAAGCGCAGAAGUGUCACAAAUUGUAUUGACCUCUCUUUUCAUCUUUUAGUUUCUUCUUUCAAAUUCUUAUCAACAGUUCCUAGUCCAAAAUUGCGAGAAUUCAGCAUUUCACAAUCAAGAAACAAGCUAGCAAAAAAAAGUUUUGUCUAUUCACAAAAAAACAACAUCAUCAACAUAACAUAUUUAUGGCUAAUCAGAGAUUAAUUUUUCGAAAGUUUGAAUUUGAAUAAUGUUGAUUUUUGAGGUGCUCAAUGACGCUAAAAGCGAUGAAAUCGAGCCGGAGUUUGUGCAAAUCGCUCGUCGAUUACGAAGAUUUGAGACCAAAACCUCUGAGAACUCAAAAUAUACUGACGAUGCGGUGAAACCAGCCUCAGCCCCAGGUGAGUGAAAUCAGAUAUCAUCCUCAAAAAACGUUCAUUUCAAGCUUUUUGGCAUCGUCGUAAACCUGAACUGCCGGUACUUGGACCUAAAGCAAGAAUUAUACGCGAGGUCUCAGAUUACAGUAAUGUACUUCCACCAGACCCUUACCCACCUAGGCAGGCUUGAGAAAUCUAACUUGAUACCCAAUUCGGUUUUCAGAGUGUCAAGCGUCUCGAAAGUUAUGCAGAUUAACAAACAUGCCGAAUUUAGACAGUUUCCAGGAAAUGACUCGAGUCCUCCUCCAGAAGAACCCAGUCCUUCCGUAGUAAGUGAAGAAAGACUCAAUUACCCAAAAAGAGAUGAUUAGAAUGUUUCUACAGCGAUGUUUUUCCAUAAAUAAAACUAACGUGCUAGCAUUUUUUCUCAUCGAACAAAUCGUUGGCUUUGCGAAACGUUUUGUUUGAUAUAAUCAACCCAUCUCGAGUUGAAAGGCGAGGGAGGCGGAGGAAAGGGCGGGGCGCGGAGAAAAGGGCGGGGCGCGUAGCGUGUGCGCACGCGGUCCUUGAAACGAGUUCAAUUCAAGCGCCACCGAUCAUUUAAAAAACUCUGUCACCGCUUUUUUCUGUAUAUAAUCUACUAUUUUCGUUGCACUAAUGAAAUAACUAAAAUUUAAAUUAAAAAAAGCGAUAAAGUGGCUCUUCAAAUAGUCGCGGGCGGUUGAAUUGAACUCUUGCCAGGAACCGUGAACGCAUCCGCUACGUGCUCCGCCUCCCUCCCUUUCAAGUCGGGAAAAUGAACCAAACAAUAUAAAUUGUUUUCCAGAACCAUUUUUCUAAUGUCGAGUCCAGCCGAUAUCAAUCUGUCUCUACUAACUCUCAGUUUCGAUUCGCCCACUUGAAUGGAAACCCCCAGUUUGAACUGAAAGAAGGUGAUUUAUUUUUUUUCGAAUCUAGUUGUGAGGAUUGUUAUUGAAGAAAUUUCGAUUAAAAUCAUUUUUGAAUUGUAUAAAAGGAUGAAUAUCUGGAUUUCCAAAUGUUUUUCUAUCUCGCAUUUGGGAUAUUUUUGGAUAUAUUUGAAACUUUCCAAGGGAAUAAGUGAUAAUAAAAAAUGAAUCUAGAAUGUUUUAUAAUGUCCAUAUAUGUGAGUAGUUCCUUAUCGGAGCUUUUUUGCGACUCUCGAUUUUUGGCCUUUGUUUCAGGCGUCGGACAAAGUGAGCCGACUCAGACGAGCUUUGAAAUUAACAAGGAUCACGCCUCGGAGGUGAGCCAUGCCCAAAAAAAAGCAUUCUGAGAAUUUAUACUCAGUUGUAUCAUUGUAACUAUUUUUUCAAUCUCAUUAGCUGUUGCACAAUGCAGACUAAAAACUCACGAGCUCGACAUGACUCACUAAUAAGGUCUGAGGCUACUGGAAUUAAUCACCACCAACACGCGCCGCUUAAUCACAUCAAAUCUUCAAUGUCAUAGUGUCGCGACAUAAAAAAAAACUGAGGAGGCUCUAUUAUUCAUUCGAAGAAAAGCGGUUUUCAGAAGUUGAUCUCAUAUUUCCAUUAGUUGUAAUCACAAAUCUUCCGGUCCAGCCUUUCAUUCACUCCAUCGUCCUAUCAGUAUUUAUCGAUACCUAUUUUCAGUCGAUCAAAUCGCCUCCAAUCUCGACACAGAUGCCUCCACCAGCGAAAAAGCUCCCGCCGACUUUUGUCUUCGCCCGUCUGGCGCCACAGUCGACAGCUCCUCCAGUGCCAUCUCAAGCGAUCCCUCCAAUGCCGUCGACACCUGCGUCAAACGUUGUUUCUAUCAACGUUCGCGCUCCAGCUCCAUCUCAUUUCAACGGGCCAGCUCCCCCAGUUUCAACGACAACGACCAAGUCAAACGUCGUCUUCUCUAACUGUCAGUUUUUGAAAUUUUGUUCUCAAAAGCGGGUCAAACAACAUUUGAAAUUGAAAAAAACAACUUUCAUCCUCAAAUGGAUUUUGAUGUUCCGUGGAGAAGUUUACUAGCAAAAAGAGCGUCUACUGAAUAAACUUCUGUAGACCUUUUCUUUUUUUUACAUAACCGAAAAAUUUUGGCCACCUGUAAGAACGAUCCAAUUUCCGCAAGGACUUCGUGCCAACAACUAUUCCAUGAAGCCCAGCUAGUCCAUAAUUAUCGAGCGCGCAAUCGCAGUUGCCUUUUUGCCUUUCUUCCCAUGACGAGUUUAUUACGAAAUUCGCUGGGAGAUCUGACAUUCAUGAAAAAAGCUUUUCGACUUCUGGUGAUUAUCCUUCUAUCUUUUCUAGGCUUCUGCUGGGGUUUUUUUUUACUUUUGAAUAACCGAAACUCUGGGUUUUCACUGAAUAAUUUUUGUUGAACAAAAAUUGAAAUAUUUGUUUCAAAGUGAUGAAGCUCUUUUUAGAGUUUGCCAUAUGCAUCUCGAUUUGUAGGAAUGUCUCAUCAGUACACCUUUCUAAUUUUUGUUUGUUAUCAAAAUAUUUCUGCACAUUUGAAACCCUUUAGGAAGGACUUUAACGCCUUUGAUCGCCGACGAGUGCCUUAUCAUUUCCUAAUGAUGUGUAGAGGGUUUUUGUAUCACGGUUUCUUUUGAUAAUUUUUUACUAUACUUUCAAAUUAUUUUUUCCUUUAGCACUUUGCUCAUUCACUCGGAUGGUACCUUUGUUUUUAUUUUUCACACGUCUGUUUCUGAAAAAUUAAAUUCACAGCCUUAAACCGGUAGUUUGGGGUUUUUUCUUUUUUUACCGAUGAAAAAGUUUUGAAAGUCCUUGUUAACAAUUUUUAGCAAGUUCGCGAAGUUUGGCUUUUCUGGGUUCUCCUCGUGAUUAAUAGAGUGAUAACUUGAUUCAUCAUCAAUAGUUGUCAUGAGAACCAGAGUUCUAUAGUUGACCAAAAAUCAUGCUUCUGAUGAAAAUUUCGAUUUCGGAAACAAAUUGGAAUCCAAAUAGCCUUGCACUCACAAUCUCAAAGUACGCAAAAACCAUGAGGAUUCUUAUGAUCGUCGAUAUUUUCCGGUUGGAUUAUUUAUAACGAGCGGUGAGAGGCGCACUCCGCACAACAACUGGUUGAAGCCUUUUUUCAUGCGUUUUCUCUUUUCCAAAGACUAUUAACUUUGUUUUUUUUUUUUUGAUUACUGGCGACAAUAGCUAUUCGUCAGUUCAUUGAAAAAACACUGCAGCAACCAGUUGCUCCUAUAUGCAAGCAUACCUGUCGAAUGCGCGAACUACUCGUUUGUCACUAGGGUUCUCCGUAGCCCAGAACCUUUUUUUCGACCAAUUUUUUUUCUUCCGCUCUCACCAGUCACGUCUGACUGAUUUUGGUGUAACCAAUUUUGUGGCACGUGUUUCUGAGCCUCUGUGACAGAAAACUUCUUUUUUCUAAAGAGCCUUCUUUCGUUCUGUGAAUUUUUCGUUGAGGGUGGCUUUGAUUUAUACUUGUAACAGUAUAUACUUGCUUAUUUGACGAGCUGAAAAAAUAGGUAUAUCAUUUUUUUGAAAUUGAAACUUUCGAGACUGAGUUUUUUAGGUUAUCCGACUAGUGUUUGAAUAAAAUUCGGGAAAAAAAUAACUUUUGUUAUGAAGGGUUUUGAGUGAAAGAAUAAAUUUGAACAAACGCAAAUUUUUGCCUAAAAAUAACUCAACGUUCAAAGUUUGUUGUUUUCAAAAAUAAUAGGUCUCAAAUUAACGCUCAAUUGCAUUUUCGAAACAACAAGUCGCCCUCGAGAACUUUUGAUUCGAGAGGUCUGUCAUGUAGCGGCAACAAAAAUAAGCUUUUGCUGGGAAAAUCUACAGAAUAAAAAGUUUUUAUGAAAAUGCUUUCCAUGUCUUCUGUUCAAUGAAGUAUUCAUGAAAACCGAUUUCGUAGUUGAGCCACCGAUCUUUUUCCUGAACCUGCGAUUUUGGACCAUCUGUUUUGUCCCCAGCGGGUGACCGCCUCUCGCGGAUCUUUCCUCUCACCGGUGGGUCAAUCGUUCUGCGCAGCCUCGAAAUUGCUCCUACUUUGACGUCUUCGGCGUGUUUUUUCUCAACUUUUUUUUCUUUUCAUCGCCCACAUCAUUUUUAAUUUCAUUCUGAACAUUUGGUGGUUUCUGCUAAUCCCAACAUCCUAUUUCAUGCCGAUUCUUUUUUUCACAAAUGUUUUUAGUAUUUUACUCCAUUUCGUGUUUUUCGCUGAGCAUAAUUUGACAAUGAAACAUCAGAUAAUACUCAAUCCAUCUUUUACGCAAUAUUUUCAGAAAUAAUAUUCUCCUUUUUGAAACAAAACUCCACGAUCCUCAGGAAUAUUUGAUGAAUAAGCUUGAGUUUUUAAAAAAAGCCUUUUUCAUUAAUAUUUUUGAAACAUUAUUUUUUUCAUAAAUCUCGAACCUAUUUUUCAUGCUGGUAACUCAAAAAUUCUUUCAAAACAAUGAAAAUAGGAAUGCGAAAAUGAAACGAAAAGUUGUCCUGAGGACUGUGAACUUGCGUAUAUGAACAUUUAACUCUCGUUUUAGCUCGAAGUCUUUUUCACUGUGUUUUGUUUAAAUGAUGUCGUUUGGAAGCCACAACUCGUAAAUACUUAAUUUUUUUUUAGAAAAAGACGAAAGAAAAAAAGAACAUUUUUUGGAUUUGAACAAAGAUGUAUCAAAGUAAAUUUCUAGCAAAACUGACGAGACCUAAUUGAUUAUAACACAUCUGUCGUACAAACAAACUUUCUUCGAAACAUCUACUUUUUGCUUUUCCAAAGAAAGCGGAUCUACCGCAAACGAUGUGUAGUUUGCCUAAUGGCAAAGGAAGAAAACUGCGCGGGAGGCGAUCCGCUUAUCCGGAAAUGGAUCUACAAGACUGAUGAAUAUCGUGCGGUGGUCACAAGUCACCGGAGGCCGGCACCUUAGACCCGAGAACAAAUGACUAGUCCAAAAAAGGACUUGCCGCAAGGCGAACCCUCCUUGAUAGAAACCGCUCUCAUCGUUUUUGAGUAAUGAAUUGAAUGGAAGAGUGAGAAAAUGCAGUAUAUAUCUUUUUUUAUAAUCUUUUUUUGAUCAUCUCUGCCGCCAAAAAAAUUAAUUAAUUGGAAAAAGUUUCACACUGCAUAUAUUUUUUUAAUACUUUUUAGAAUCAAUAGCAUAGUGGUUUUUUUACUGAAAAAGCAUUUUUAAGAUUCAGCCCAAAAAUUUCAGAAGACGCUAAUAUUUUUCAAGAAGAAAUUUUGCUCAUUCUGCUUUUAAUGGUAAAUCAUUUUUGGUAAAAAAAAAAUUAAUUGAUGUGUUCUUUGAACAGGAAAACUACUCUUGAGCGACCUUCAAAGUCUUUUGUUCUCUUACUUGAACAUUUUUCCUUUUGGUCGUGAGUUUCUGACUCGUAAUCAAACGGAAGAGGUAGAUUGUGAACACACAACAUAAUUUAAACAAAUUUUUUCGGAAAUUAUUUUAGCGAGUUUGAAAAAGACGCAUUUUGUGACGUUUUUUUGGUUUUUGCUCUGAUUAUUAUCAGAAAUCCUGAAACCAUACGACUGGAAAACGCUCAAUUAAGUUCAUCUAAAACAUUAGACGGAAUGUCUGUCGACUUUUCUGAUUUACACGGCCACAAAAACAACAUUAAACCGAAUUGAAACGGCGUUGCUCAAAAUACCUACCUCUAGACGAUCUCGACGAUCUUUCUCCCCGGGCUUUUGUUGUUUGGACGCCGUGCCUUUGCGUGGUUUUGGGCGCCUGUCAAAACAGUCACUCAGUUCCACAAACGUUCAGAGCUCUUUGCACAGUCGUAACUCUCGAACACUUCUGGGCCAUCACUCCUUCAGCUCCAGGCUCUCAGUCGAACAGAAAAAUGUUUUUUCUCAUUCAUUGAUAUCUUUACACUGCUUUCAAGCUUACCCAAAUAUAUUCAUCAUCCUCUUAUUCUGGAGCUCUCGGAAAACUACUUGCCUUGAGUUUUUUCGAAGAACUUACUGUGAAAUUUCCAGAUCCUAAUGUUUCCCAAUUAGAUUUUCGAAAACAAAAAGAUUCAUUCCUAUUUUCAAAAGCAAUACACAACAUCAAUUUUCAAGUUAUUUCUCAGGAAUCUCCAAAAAAAGUUACCCAAUUUUGAAGUCAACAACCUCAUUUGCGAAAGUUUUGGUAUUAUGAAGUAAAAACUUCGAAACUCUCUUCAAUUCCACAUGCCUGCUUCAGAAUUUUUACAACUCUUCGAAAUGUAUCGAACAAUGUUUUCGUCUUGAAAUGAUUAUUUUUUCCAAGAAGCUGAAUGAUCUGUUCAAAAUAUUCUUCGAUGGAGGAUCGGCCUAAUAAACCAACAGGCUGCACAUUCAGACUUCAUUGGGUAUCUUCGGCUCUCCGAGCUUGUUCGUGUUUAAAUGUUAUUCAACUAACUAACCAAUAUCAAAUAGAAGCCCGAAAAUUGUUUUUCACAAAACAAGGAUUUUUCAGAGACGCAAGUAAUUUCUACUAGCGCUCACAGUUAUUUGAUGAUCAACAAAAAUCCAAACUUUUUUCUAACAAGUUUUUUAAGUGCGGCUGCAAAGGUUUCGGAUUACUUACAGAGAAGACGGUGUUUUUUUGCUGAAAAUCUUCCGUAUUGCCGAUUUGGUAAAUUUUCACGCUGAAAUACGUAUUAAAAAAGGAUAGGUUAAUUUAAUUCUUCUUUUUCACCUUGUGGAUGAAUAAAUUAUUAUUAUUAUUAUUAUUAGUUCAGAAACAGUGUCAAAAAAGGAAAAAAAAUGUAUCUAUUUUUUUUUCAGAUGACAAGAGCGAAAGCAGCGGACCGAAGUCGGCGCCUAAAUCAUCUCCAGCCCCGAUUUCGAACUUCUCCAACAACACGGCAAUUUCAUCUUUCGGCUCAACUCCUCUUUUCACGCCGACGUACAACAACUUCACGCGUCAGUCAAUUGACCACACGUUCGGCAGUAAAUUCACCGAAGAAAAUUCGCACAAGUCUCCACUCACCGCUGUGGCUCCCGAAAUUAUCGCGCCGACAUCCACCUUCAGUACUGGAAUUUUGUCGCCGAACUCGCGCGAAAAGCCUUAUGGAGACGACGUCACCAUCUUAAAAUCAGUAAGUUCUCAGUUGGAAAUUUCAAUCAGUUUCCCAAAUUGUCCUACGUUUCGUCUAAUUUUGUCAUGUGAAACUGCAGCUUCUGAAAAAAAAACUAUUUAUUUGCAUGGCUCAAGACUUGUAUUUAUGCUUCAACUUUAGAAUCUACCCAAUAGAGUAUUUCUAACAUUUAAAUUGAGCAAAUGUAAACUUAAUCAAAUACCAUUUUCAAAGCUUCUCUAACCUUCAUAUGGCCAGUUUCUCGAAUAUUGUCAAGUUUUGACAAGCGUGCCUCUUUCGAGAUUUGUUUUGACAGUCUUUAGAAACUUCAAGAAAAUUUUCGUAAAAACUUUUUUUUACAAUAAUUUCGAACUUAGUUGAUCGAAAAGAAAUUUAUUUGUCCAUUUUCCUGUCGCGUAUCCUCCUUGUCUAAACAAUAAAAACUUUUUUAACCCUUUGCUUCAGCUUUCUGUAACAGCCGCAGGUGUUUCAGGGACCAGCCGUCGCCAAGAUUGACGACGACGAAUUUCCGCAGAGACCGACUUCCUUGCCGUCCUUCUUGCCUAGGAAAAUGACAAAAAUUCGACCGGGCAAGGUAUCACGGCUGAGCUAAACGCGCACGAAGCUUCUUUCAUAGUGGAAUAAACGCAACAAACUAAAACCUCUGUAAAAAAAGUCUGUCUUUGGUAUCAAUGUUUCACAGUGCGUCUAUGAUAAAAUGCGUGUUUUGUAAUAAAUCGAUAUAGAGAAAAAGGAUGAAAGCUUAGUAAUUUUAAAGCCAAAAUAUGGUUUAAGGAUUCUGAGGAGUCUGCUUCCAGCGAUGAAGAAGGCCGCGUUGGUUCAUACGAUCUGACCACCUCUCGACCAUCCUCUCUUUCAGUAAAGCAUUAAGCCUAGUCUCUGAAAACCCUAGCAUUUUUUCAGUUCAUCUCCAAAGAUGAAGAGAUUGGUGGUGAUGGAAACUACAUUUCCAGAAGUUUGAUCAGUCUUGUGGCUGAAGAGGACUUGCCCGAAUUCCUCGUCGCAAUGCACGAGAAGGUUUUUUUUCUUGUCAGGAGAUUUUUCAUAAUGUUUAACAGCCUUUGAACAUUCAAUUCGAGCAAGACACCAAACCGUCAACAUCAAGUAUUCUGCGCAACAGCGAUCCAACGAGCGUAAAAGUGAAAACUGUGAGUGUCUUCAAGAUUGUUGAGUACAGCAUCUUAGCACGAAUGUUUUGUUAAUAUCUAAUUAGAACGUUUCAGGGACCUCGCAUUCGCUUUUCCCCGUCCAAUUUGAUGGCUUAUACCUACAUCGAUGAAUCCACGGCUUACGAGACGGCGACCAGCGAAUGGCCAGAAGCGACGAUCGUCGAGUAUUCGGUAAUACUCAGAUUUCCUGGUUUCAAGAUUUGCCGUAGUUUCAUUCAACAAGUUACUUUUGAAAUCCUCAAAACUAAUGUGUAAAGUUUUUGUUUUCGACGAAAAUAGUAGAACCCCUAUGGAAGCAGAGGAAUAGUUUAACAAAUUUAACAAAGACAAAUUUCAGUACUUUCAAAAGCUAGCCGACAUGGAAUCGACGCAAACCGAGCGCGACCUGAACCUUCUCCAAAGGUGGCAAGAAGAAGUGGCAGGCUCCAAGAACGAGAAAGACGAUCCUGAGUUCACGCGCACCACCAACACCGACAGCACUUUCAUUGAUUCGCACAACGAGUCGGCUUUGUAAGUCGGUAUCUUACUUUUUCGCUUUUAUAGGUUUCAAAAGUUCUAAAAAGCUUAGUGAAAAUUUAAGAAAUCUGCAAACUACAGAAAUUUUGAUAUCUUGAGGUUCGUACUGAGGAAAAGUUUGUCAAACAAAUGUUAAAACUUUUUGAAAAAUGGAAAAAAAAACUUUCUUGGAAGAUCUAAACGCAGACUAUUUUUUUGUUUUGAAUUCGAUAAAAAGACUCCUGAAAAUUUAAAUAAUUGUUUUUCUAAAUCUGAGUUUAUGAAAUCUGAUAUUUUUUUGGAAUUGAAAGUGUUCUGGUCACUUUCCAAAUAGUUUUAUAUCCGACUUCGGAUGAUUUUUUUCAGAACUAUCAAAGGGAAAAGUUCCUGAUGACUAUUGUUAAAAAAUUGCAGGAGCCCGGCGUAUUAG
Molecule: messenger RNA, 11084 nt
Organism: Caenorhabditis auriculariae
Lineage: Eukaryota; Metazoa; Nematoda; Chromadorea; Rhabditida; Rhabditidae
Source: the annotation of a GenBank genome assembly